Papilio polytes (common Mormon) is the source of this 1202-nucleotide messenger RNA. RefSeq lists its product as uncharacterized. The coding region runs from base 94 to 1188 and encodes 364 amino acids. The transcript has 4 exons. NCBI's taxonomy places the organism in Eukaryota, Metazoa, Arthropoda, Insecta, Lepidoptera, Papilionidae. The record is from RefSeq and is a predicted model, not a curated record.
CAAUGUUCAUUUAUUAAUUGCACGUCAAUGUCAAAUCCUCUAGUGUUCAAAUAUGUAGUCGUUAUAAAUUAAAAAAUCUAAAAUCAUAUAAAAAUGCAGAAAAACAAUCGCUUAGGUCGGACUGUUGCGAACAAACAUGAUGUACAGACUAAAGUAUUGUUUGCCAAAUGUAAGAAAGUUGAGAACAAUUUGAAUGACAAGUUUCGUUUGGAAUUGAUGAAGAAUAGAAGCUGUUAUUUCAGUCCAGAUACAAAAGACGCGCAGCAGGUUACUGAAGGUGUGGAGAAAACUGAGUUUCAGCAUCCAGUGCGCGUGCAAUACUCUGCACAGGAACAAACCGAUUCAACUCUGCCUCAAGACAUCAAAGACCUCUUAUGGAAACUAAAGCAUUUGCUGCGUAACGUAUUACCUGAAGCAACACCGUCAAAUCCGUUGAGUGUUACUCAUAGUAUUUAUAAAGAUAUCUACGAUUUUCCGAAACAUGUCACGCGACCUCUUUUACACAGAGACGCUGAAGUUUUAACGCAACGACAGUCAAAGGCUUUUGUACGUUCAAAUAGAGUACAUAUUCACAAUGAACCUCGUGUAAAAAUAAUAGCGGAGAAGUUUGCGAGAUACAAGAAGGAAAAUGUGGAAAUAAGGAGACUAAAGGAGCGUAUAGUUUGCGUGGAAUACGAUGUAUUUCAGUACGGUAGUUGCUCGAAACCUAUGCAAACUUUAAGAGCUUAUUUUUCGGUUAGACAAUUUUGCGAGAUUGAAAAAGACAUUCCGUCAAUUCCGUCAGCCGUCAAACGUAAUAACAAAAUAACGGAUGAAGAUUUAAAAUACGGCGGCGAAAUUGGUAUAGAAAUAAUCGACGCGAAAAUACCAGAAAACAAAUCGUAUCUUGAAGGUCUAAAAAGGGUUUUGAAAUGCCAACAAGCGAAUCGAAUAAGAAAAAACAAAAAUCUAGACCCAAUGUAUUUGUAUGGGAUGGCUAAACAAGAUAUGUUGAACAAUGAUUAUUGCUACACGGAUCUUACAAAGGCAGAAUUAGAUGAAAUAAAGGAUUUAAUUCUUAGGAAAACGUCAUCAAGCCUUCAUGGAAUAACUAGAAAAAGAUUGACAGCAGAAAGAGAUACAGAUAAACAAAAUGAAAGGAAAACUGGCAACACUAUUUUAGAUGACUUAUCUAGAUUCAUAUGUUAAUAAAAUACAGAUUA